AUGGCAGAUGCAAAACAUCAUCAAGCUAAUUAUAAGGGGUGGCUGUAUAAGUGGACGAAUUAUUUGAAAGGCUACCAGAAACGGUGGUUUGUGCUUCAAAAUGGUCUGCUAUCUUACUAUAGAAACCAGGCAGAGAUGGCCCACACCUGCCGGGGCACCAUCAACCUGGCCAAUGCUGUGAUCCACACGGAAGACUCCACCACCAUCGUCAUCAGCAAUGGGGGCACCCAGACAUUUCACCUCAAGGCAGCCACCGAAGUGGAGCGGCAGAAGUGGAUUAUGGCGCUUGAACUGGCUAAAACUGAAGCUAGGAAGAUGGUGGAUGCUGAGAGUGACGAGGAGGAGGUGCAGCAGCCGGACAAGGCGGAGCUGAACAUGAUGCUGCACUCACUGAGUGCCAAGCUGGAGGAUCUCCACACAUGCAAUGAUCUCAUCGCCCGGCACGGCCAGGCCCUGACCAAGACCUUGUCCGAGCUGGAGUCUACCCACAAUCCAGCAGAGGCGUCUGCUAACAUGAAAGCUGUUCAAGAGAGAGCCACGUUGUUCAGAAUUACAGCCAAUGCUAUGAUAAAUGCAUGCAAUGAAUUCCAUGAGCUGUCCCAGACCCAGGGUCGCAGGUGGCAGAAGAUGAUCCAGCAUGAGCACGAGCAGAGGCUGAAGCUGGAAGAGAUGGUGGAGCACCUGGCCAAGAAUGUUGUGUCCUUGGAGAAGAAGGCUCGCAUGUCCAUCAGUGGGAUGCAGAUCCGGGAAACAGAUUCAGAGGAAGAUGAAUUUGUGGAUGCAUUUGAGCAUCAGCUUGAAGACAGAGAGUUGACUGUAGCUCUUCCUCACUCUCCCUCAGACAUGAUGCACAGGCGUACAGACAGCAUGGAGAGCUACCCAGAUGUCUCCAGUGAAUCAGAGUCUGAGGGCAGCAGUAACGAGGCAAGAGUGUACACAACAAAAACUUCACCAAAGAAGCUCUCGCGUGAGCAUCAAAGGACCGGCAGCCUGGACAAGAUCCGUUUGCCAAAGUCAGUUUCCUCAGAUUCCCACGGCUCAGAUUGCUCACUGAGCUCCCGCAGGAAGAGACGCAAGCGCAUCCCGGACAAGCCCAACAUCAGCCUCAACUUGUGGAGCUUCAUGAAGAAUGCAAUUGGGAAGGAGCUGUCCAAGAUUCCGAUGCCAGUGAACUUCAACGAGCCGCUGUCGAUGCUGCAGAGGAUCAUGGAGGAGAUGGAGUAUGCCGAGAUCCUUGACCACGCUGCCAGGUGUGGGGACUCGGCCGAGCAGAUGGCCUGGGUGGCUGCCUUCACGGUGUCUGCCUAUGCCACCACUCUCUUCAGGGUGGGCAAACCCUUCAAUCCGCUGCUGGGGGAGACCUUUGAGUUUGACAGAAUGGAAGACCUUGGGUGGAAAGGUAUCUCUGAGCAGGUCUCCCAUCACCCUCCCAUGCUGGCCAUGCACAUCGAUGGUAGGGAGUGGAGCACCUGGCAGGAGUUCACCAUGACAACCAAGUUCCGCGGCAGAUAUCUUCAGAUUAUUCCCAUGGGUAUUGCCCACCUGGUGUUUCACAAGUCAGGUCACCAUUACACCUGGCGCAAGGUGACCACAACAGUCAACAACAUCAUCGUGGGCAAGCUGUGGGUGGACAACCACGGGGAGAUGGACAUCACCAACCACCUCAACGGGGACAAGUGCCACCUCAAGUACUCCGCCUACAGCUACUUCUCCCGGGAGAACCCCAGGAAG
Messenger RNA from Candidula unifasciata, 1731 nucleotides. Lineage: Eukaryota; Metazoa; Mollusca; Gastropoda; Stylommatophora; Geomitridae. The record is from the annotation of a GenBank genome assembly.